UUCAUAUUUAUGUGUGUUUAAACUAAACUUUCUCGACCAUUUACACUGCUUUUUUAAGGUUCAAUCAGCUUCCGAGAGGGCUCCAAUGGCGGAAGCGAUUCACGAAACCCUAACCUCCAAGGGAUGGCGCUUCAGGGACUCUGACGAGGUGUUGUCGCUGAUCCCAUGCAAACCCUCCCCCGUUUCAGUCGAUUCCGUAGAAUCCGAGCUCCUGAACAUGGAUCUCAGAUCCUUUGGCGGGAAAUCGCUUCCUGAUCCUUCGUCCUUGAAGAAGUCAUCCCAUCUCCAGGGCCCCAAAGUCUUGCAGGUUGUUUCUGCAAGGGAUGUAUAUCAAAGCAGCAUCGGUGCUUCCUUUCAAACUCCAGGGCGCCAUCGUCGUCUUCUUCGAUUUGGUCUCACAGAUGGGCAUUCUGAAGUAACUGCAAUUGAGUAUUCACCUACACCGUCUAUCAACGAAGAGAUCAUUCCUGGAACCAAGGUCCUUUUAGGAAGCAAAAUACCAGUUCAUAGUGGUAUACUAUGCUUAAAUUCUACAGUGGUGACCAUAAUGGGUGGCCUUGUGCAAUCUCUUUAUGAAGAGUGGCAGAUGAGUAGAAAAUAUUCAGGAUUUUCUCGAUCAUCGUUGAGAUCACCCCAGGGUGAUGGUGAUGGUGGUCCUCCUCCAUUUGAGAAACUAAGAAUUGCAGAGCAUUCACAUCUUCGCAGUUCACAUGCACCUUUCAGUAGAAAUUCUGUUGAUCGGGAGCUGGGGAAGGAUCAGGUCCAUUUGAAUGUUGACAGAGACAAGCAAUCUGGAGACAGUAAGGUGGACAGGACCGUGGGAGAUUCAAAAGUGAAUUCUCUACCAAGUAGGCUUGAAGAGAAGCCUGGUAGCUCUGAGACUAGGCCAAAAGAAGUGAGUGAAGCUGUACCAGUUCAAAACCAAGCUGCUGCUAAGAAACUUCUGCAGAAAAUGAGUCUGGCAACACCUGAUCAUCGUCAAGGAAGGGGUCACAAACACAGAAUGAGGGGAAAGGAGGAGGAGGCCCCGGUUUAUACUCUAGAUGACUGGGAAAGGCGAAAAGCCAACAUCACUAAACCGGCAAUGAUGGGUCAAAAUCAAGAUGUGAGCCAAGAUGAAGAGCUAGCUUGGCAACUACAGAACCAAUUGGAUUUUGAAGAUCACCAUGGAAGCACAAGCAAUACGGAAGCAGAACAGAUAAGGAUGAGCAUGUUCAAUUUUGGUGGGUCACAAGGGGAGAGUAACGAUCGCAGAGAAUUCAGAGGAAGAGGGAGAGGGAGAGGAAGGGGUAGAAAAAGAUUUUAGUUUUUUCUAGGGUCUUUUUUAUAAUUAACUGGCUACGAUGACAAGUAAGGGCAUAGAAGCUCAUGUUCAUUCUUUUUUUUUGGUAAAUUUAUGGUUGAUAAUCGUUUUGGUUAUUGUGUUUCAAUUUGUAUUUUUUUUUAGCCAUUAGGUAUUAGAUAUUGAUUUAUUUUUUGGUCAAUUUUAAAUGACGUGAGAUUAGAAAAUGCCAAGUCGUUUUAUUU
Molecule: messenger RNA, 1527 nt
Organism: Dioscorea cayenensis subsp. rotundata (Guinea yam)
Lineage: Eukaryota; Viridiplantae; Streptophyta; Magnoliopsida; Dioscoreales; Dioscoreaceae
Exons: 6
Coding region: 86-1306 (406 amino acids)
Cellular component (GO): nucleus
Source: RefSeq, a predicted model, not a curated record